AUGCCCCAUUCGAGGUUCCAGGAUAAUCUAUGGAAACCAGAAGUCCCUAAACCACCUUUGUGCAUCCCUUAUUCCUCCUUCUUCCCAGAAGUGUUCAUCAGUGAGUCCCUCCUCAUUAGUCUGGACAGGGACAAGCCUAGCGGAAAGACUUCCCUGGAGCCAGAGGUAGCGAUUCACCGGAUUAGAAUCACCCUCACCAGCUGCAACACGAAGUCUUUGGAGAAGGUAUGUGAUGACCUAAUCAGAGGCGAGAAGGAAAAGAAUCUCAGAGUGAAAGGACUGUUGUGUACCCCUACCAAGACUCUGAAAAUAACUACCAGGAAAACUCCUUGUCGAAGGUUCCAAAUGAGGAUCCACAAGUGACUCAUUGACCUGCACAGUCCUUCUGAGAUUAAGCAGAUCAUUUCCAUCAGUAUUGAGCCAGGAGUCAAGGUUGAAGUCACCAUUGCCGAUGCUUAA
Globicephala melas (long-finned pilot whale) is the source of this 459-nucleotide messenger RNA. Its product is annotated as small ribosomal subunit protein uS10-like. Gene Ontology annotation, biological process: translation. The record is from RefSeq and is a predicted model, not a curated record. Gene Ontology annotation, molecular function: structural constituent of ribosome. Gene Ontology annotation, cellular component: cytosolic small ribosomal subunit; ribosome. Lineage: Eukaryota; Metazoa; Chordata; Mammalia; Artiodactyla; Delphinidae.